AGACUUUGAAAUUGUGCCACAUCACUUCUAGAGACUGAGGAGUGUAAAGGCAAAGGUCAGUCAUUGACUAUUAAUGAAAUGAAGAAGUGAGACAGGAGAGAAAAUGACCACCUUGUACCAACUGGAAGGCUCUGUAGGGUAGAGGAAGAGGAGGAUUAAGAAAUGUGGCCCAAGGACAGACUCUGUGUGCUCCACCAGUCCUCUGUGCUGUAGACGUCUGAGGGGGGAUUGUGUGGACAGUCUCAGACGUGUAGAUCAGGUCAUCUUUAGGCCUGUGUCCACUCACAGUUAAGUCCAGUUUAGCCAGACUGACACCUUUUAUGUCCACUUCCCCCUUUGCCCUCUGCUUCCUUCCAUGCCUGUUUGCUCCACUCGUCCUCACAUCUCAUUUUUAUUUCACUCUCUCAUGAACCACUAGCUCAUCUCUGCUUGGUGCCCACUUGACCUCAUCCCAGUUAUGUCCACUUCUCCCUUCUCCAUCUUUCGCAUCUGUCCUUCAUAUCACAUCCCCCUCCAUGUCCUCCUCUUCCUCAUCUUUUGCUAUUUCUUCUUUUUUCUCUUUUUGCUCUCAUGGAAUCCUCAGUGCAGUCAUCCAAUUGACUCAUCUUCAUCUGAAGAUCAAAGUGUUUCCUCGUGACAAAUGUGGCGGCACACCCCCUGCUGUCCAGCUGUCUUCUGUCCACUCCUUUUGUAUUUUGGUCACUCACUCAUUCAUUGGUCAGUCACUGUGACUGGUCCCAUAUCUGAGCAGACUGCAGUAGUUGUGUUGAGUGACCUUGUGGUUUAUAACAACUCUGGUCCUGGUCACUUUGUAGAAAGCAGGUCACUCUGUCCAUAUGUCAUCUAAAUGCUGCUCUUAGUCCCAAAGUCACUGACCUAAGCAAAGCCAUGUGAACUCACCUGCUCGGUGUCCACUAGGAUGGCACCUUGGGCUUCGCUCCUGUCCUUAACAUUUCUUAGUGCCAUUAGGCAGCACUCCACUUGGGGUCCAUAUGUCUAGUGUGAAGAAACUAGACAGUCCAGUGACAGACACCAAAUGAUGAGACCUCAGUCACACAGUCCAGGAUUACCUUGGCCAUAUGACAAAGUGAUCCACUCAGUCCUGCUCCAAGGAUGUCACUGGAGAUCAUCAGGGUCAGCUCAGUCACUGAGUCGCUGUGAGGCCUGAGCCCAUGGGAAGCUGUUGGACCUCCAUUGGUGUGAUUGGAUACGGUCACUGUGGUGUCACUAGAGAGGACUGCAGUGCUGGCCUUCAUCCUCUGAAGUCACCCCAACAAUUCAGAUGGUUUCUGUGUUGAAGCUGUGGCCAGCAGGAGGUGCCAGAAAAUCCCUGUGAGGAUGGAUGAAGCCUCAGGUGAGUCCAGAGGACAACUGAAUGUGACACUGAUGACCACAAACUGGCCCUGGACUGAGUGACUGGAGAAAAUGAAGACUUCUGAGUGUCCACUCUGCCUGUGGUCCAGUUAUCUGUUAGGACAAUCCAGUGUGUGAAAGGCAGUAUAUCUAACAUGAGUGAGUGUCCAGCUCUCAUCAUCUACAGCACUGAGCAGAUUAACCUUUGUGUAGGCUGGACAUGACAUGUGGCCUGCUGACCACCAUUAUUGCCACUGUCAUUGAUGACCAACAUUUGAUCAAAUGUAAAUGUGAAGGCCAAUAAUUGGUAUUAGUCCAGUGAGAGACACAAAAACAAACCAUCUUUACAUUAUAUAGUGCCUUUCCACAGUCACCACAGACCCAAGGCGCUUUAUAAACCAGAGGUGCAGAGAAAGUCCACUGGGGCACCGACAUGGUCAGACGGUCAGUCAGAUUGAACCAGCAUCCCUGGGGGUGGCUGUCCACUGCCUGGUUGACUGAACGAAGUGUCUGUUUGUUUGUGUGACUUUCAUGUGUGUGUUUGUGACAUCUCAUGGUGGACACCAGCAGACCCUCAAGGUCACUCAGUCCAGUCUGUGUUUGUGACAUCUCAUGGUGGAUACCAGCAGGCCCUCAAGGUCACUCAGUCCAGUCUCUUUACUUUAUCAGUUUUCUCCAACAAUCCUGCAUUAUUAAACACAAAUGUAAUGAGCUGUUAUGUGGGUGGUCCGAGGUCUCAGGUUCAAAUCCCUGACUGCUCUGCUGUGCUGUGCCUGUAAAUCUAUGUAACCUGAAAGGCGCUAUAUACCACUAAUGUAAAAAAAAAAUCAAUACAAAAAAUAAAAACCAAUAGAAUGAAAAAAGUAAUUUUGACUAAUCAGGUGGGAGUGUGCGAGAGUGACCAAGUGAGUGACCAGCUCAGAUUUGCACUGGGCUUUGACCCACCGGAAUCAGGGGCCAUCAAGGGUCUGCAGCCCAGAUGGAAAUGUGGUGACCCCUUAAUUCUGCAGGUCCAUUCAUCUCCUCCUCCUCCUCCUCCAUAAUGAGGGUCCCCGUGACAAACUGGACAUCUGCAGCCUUCCAUUGUACACAGGAGGACCAGGAGCUCAAGGGGAGGAGGGUGGCCAUCACUUAACAAGGAAGGUCCUCAGAGCUCAGGUCAUUGUGACAAAAUGAACAUGACAUGAGUGACACUGUGGGUGCAGCGUCCACACGGGGGUCCAGUUAUUGAUGCAGACUCGGAUAUCUAGUCACUUAGAAGUGGAUGGUGUAGGUGUGAGUGAGUGGACCUGUGAUGGACUGGUGUCCCCUUCGGGUGAUCCCCUGCCUUGUGCCCAGUGCUGUCAUGAUAGGCUCCGGCCAUCUGUGACCAGGACUUGGAUUAAAAACAUUUGAAAAUGGCAAGAAAUCAAAAUAACAAAAUAAGAAGAAGAGCAUCAGCUUUAUAACCUGAACCCGUGAACACGAGUGGGGGGCAAAGAGUUUUACACAUCAGGCAGUCGUAUUUCAUGACGUUUUAUAAUAAGAAAGUAGAGUGGCCAUUAAAGUGUCCCUCUCACUUCGUACUCAACACUAAGUGUCACUGACCGCCUGAUGGACUGUGUGGUCCCCUGUUGUCACUGCAAAGACCCUUUGAUUGACCUCAGGGUUGUUGGACUGGCGGGCUGGAAAUUUAGAUUAGCUGAGGUAAACUUUAUGAAUCCCAUGGAGUGUAAAGGGAAUGAACUGGCACUGAACCAGCGUGGCCAUGAACAUUGGAGUGCCAACCAGAAAGUGCGGAGUGCGCAGCUCGUGUUAUGGACAGGCCUAGCGCAGGGUGACACUGUGUCGUGCUGUGUGGUCCUGUGUGGCUCUCUGUGUCUCGUCUGCUCCUGCAGUUUCGUUAAUCUCGCGCAUCUCCUCGGCUCUUUACAGUAAUCGCAGUCUCUUCAGCCUUUUAUAAACCUGAAAGUCCAAUCCCAGUCACUCGCCUGGCCGUCUGUCACGAUGGAGGCUGCGUUUGUCCUGCUCCUCUUUGUCCUUCGUGUCUCCUGAUUUAUAGGCAUAACCAGCUGGGAGGAGACGCCAGGGAAGACCCAGGACUUGCCAAGAGGAUUAAAUCUCCCAGAUGGCCGGGGAACACCUUGGGAUCCCACAGCACGAACUGGCAAGUGAGGCUGGGGAAAAGGACAUUUGGGGGUUACUGCUAAGGCUGUUGUCCCCACAACCCAGCUUUAGAUAAGCAGUGGAAAUUGAAGGAACGGAUGAUUCAAUCAAGGUGGUCUUAGCCCUACUAAAGACCACUCCCUGAAGGUCAAACCUAGCAUGUGAGGUGUCGUUUUAGACAAUUUCAAGAUGCAGGCAGUACUCUCAAUGUCUCUGGACCACCAGCCCUGCUCAUCACUCGUUUCCAGUCGGACAUUCGGCUGCCCUGCUUCUUCAGUGUGACGCCCAGACACAUUGACCCCCAAAGGCUCAGGGUCACCUGGAGACACAAAAAUCACACCGUGGCACACUACAGUGGAAGAAGAAUCGUUCUACUUACUCCACGAAUCUAUCUGGCAAGAGAGAACCUGAAGAACGGAGACGCCUCUCUGCUGCUGAGUCCAGUGGACAUCGAAGACAAGGGUCAUUAUGUGUGUCAGGUGGCGUAUGACCAAGAGAAUCAGGAGGUCACCACUCAUGUGAUGGUCAGAGCUGCCCCUCGGGUCCUCUUCACCCAGGGGCCUGACAGCGUCCUGAACUGCAGUGCCACAGGUUUCUACCCUUCUGCCAUCUCCUUUACAAUUGGGCAGCGUAGUAAGGAGGUGAAAAUGGAGCACCCAGCUGGACAGCUCCUGCCGGAUGGCACCUUCAGGGCAGAUAGCACAGUAAGUGUGAGAGCUUGGAGGGCCGGGAGUGACCCGUUCUACUGUGAAGUCAGACACGAAGCUCUGGAUCAGCCAAUUAGGACACGCCAACAAGAACAUGCCAUUCCAAAGGUCUCUUUCAAGCUGUACUCAGAGGUGGAAAACCUGGAGGACACAGUGCAGUGCAUUGCUACAGGCUUCAAGCCACCUGAAAUCAUAUUCACCAUCUUUAGCUUUAACACUGUUGUGAAGCAGAAGGAGCUGCUGGGUGAGAGCCUGCCAGAUGGUACCUAUGAGGCCAAGCUGGAGUACACCUUCAUGAAAAACCACGAGAACUUCAGGGAGUUGCAGUGCAUGGUGACUCACGCCUCGAUGGAUGAAUCAAUCCGAAAGCACCUCAUAGUUCCUCUGACCAUCGCAUUGCAGAAUCGAGCUGAGCUGGACAAGGUGUCAGACAUGAUCUGUGUGGCCGAGCGCUUCCUCAACCCCGUCGAGUACUUUGUCUGGAGGAAAGGAGAAGAAGUUGUUUACUCAGAGGCAGCACCCAAAGGACAGAUGCCCGAUGGCACCUACACAGCAGUCAGCUGGUACCGUUUCACUCCAAGCAGCCGUGAUCAAGUGUCCUGUGAGGUUCAGUACCAGCACACUAAGACAACUAGGAGAUAUGUGACAUAUACUGGUCAGUCCUUCACGGAGCUGUUCAUAGUUGGCAUAGUCAUCCUUGGCCCCCUGCUCCUCAUCCUCAUUAUCAUUUUAUGGCACUCCUCAGUGUUCCUCUCACCUAUCGUCCCUGAGAAGAUGAUCUACGAUGAGCCUGGCAUGCUGACCUGCAGUAUGUCUGGUUGGUGCCUGCGCAUGGUCUCUAUAAAAUGGUUCCUGAAUGAAGAGGAGAUCCAGCUGGAUGCUGAGGAGGAUGAGGACAAGGAUGAGGAUGAUGACAACAUGUGGGAGAGCCAAAGUGACAUGUCUGGCUACUCCAUGAAGAGGGGCCACAUCAGCAGGAAGGGCUGCUGUAAGGCCGAGACUACCAUCAGCCUUAAGUUCACUCCCACUGAGUCCGAGCAUGAGGACAGGGCCUUCAAGUGUCAGGCCACCCACCGAAUGACCAGGAAGCGGGUGGCACGAGUGCUAGUCUUUGAGAGUGAAGGGCAAUGAAGCAUAUGACCUUCAACCCCAGGAGCCUACCCUACUUGAAAGCAAGUGUCUUGACACUGCACACUGGACCAGGGGCUUUGCCUUCCUCAUACAGUAUGUGCCUGCUAUCUUGGCAGUCCAGAAAGUGUGUCCUGUUGGGUCCAGGAAGCAGAAGCCAUGGAUCACUGUUUGCAGUCUUGAAGUCAUGGACAGAUAAAUGGUGGCCGGCCGAGGAGCUGUCCAGGUGCAAGAAGAGGACACUGUGUUGUUGGACGGCGGCUGUGUAUAUAAAAACGGAAAGCUUAACUCUG
Messenger RNA from Erpetoichthys calabaricus (reedfish), 5626 nucleotides. RefSeq lists its product as uncharacterized. The transcript is spliced from 10 exons. Bases 4020 to 5336 code for a protein of 438 amino acids. Gene Ontology annotation, cellular component: external side of plasma membrane. The record is from RefSeq and is a predicted model, not a curated record. NCBI's taxonomy places the organism in Eukaryota, Metazoa, Chordata, Cladistia, Polypteriformes, Polypteridae. Gene Ontology annotation, biological process: positive regulation of T cell proliferation; negative regulation of T cell proliferation; cell surface receptor signaling pathway.